CAUCUCCACAAAAGCGGAAUCUUCCCUAUAAAAAAUCUUUCAUUGAGGCACAGGAUCACGUGACUUUCUGUUUGCAACUUUACAUCGACGAAAUCGCACGUAUUCUUUUUUAUUAUUAGUUCUUCUACAGAAGCUUCACGUUGAUCACAAUUAUCGUAGUCGUCGCAAAAUCGAGAAAAUGGAUUCUGAGAAGAUUGAGACGGAGAAGCGUGAGAGAAAAUUGAAGCACUUGGGUUUCGUGAAAGUGAUUACCUUCAACGCCGUCGUGUUGGUAUCGAAUCUGUACGAGUAUGCGAAGCAGAACUCUGGACCGCUCAGAUCGACCGUUGGUACGGUGGAAAACGCCGUGACGACUGUGGUUAAGCCUGUAUACGAGAAAUUGAAAGAUGUUCCAGAUGAUGUCCUUGUAUUUUUGGAUAAGAAGGUGGAUGUAGCAACUGAGACAUUUAAUGAACGUGCACCGCCUACGGUCAAGACACUCGUGAAUCAAGCCCAAGUUAUUGUCGUGAGUGUAUCUCAUGUCGCUCAAGAUUUGAUCAAAGAAGCUCGCCUGGCUGGUCCACGAGCAGCUAUCAACAUGCAGGUCAGAUGUCAAAGCAGUUUGGAGUGAAUCAGUUGGCAGUGAUAUGGUACCGUGUGAAUCUUUCCCCAACCUUGCAUGGUGUUGCAGUUGUAGCUGCAUCAAUGGCUGCUCACGGUUCUGAGAAGUAUAACAAACUGGUUAAAGAUAUGAAGGCAAAGGGCUAUGAUAUAUUCAGCUAUGCUCCAUUGGUUCCUGUUGAAGAAAUCUGCAAGGCAUACAAGCAGGUGGAGGCUACAGCAACAAAGGACGAUGACACUUCCUCAGAAUCAUCAACAGAAUAGGAUGGUUUUAUGCGCCCAAAUCUUGUUAACACAAAUAUAUAUGUUCUAUACAUUGAACGCCUAGUGUGAUGAAUUGCUGCUGUAGCAAAAGUGUUGUAUAAAAUGACUUUACAUCCUCAGGAUGUAUUUAAUGUGAACAUGAUUUCCUUAAAAUAUUGUUAUUGUCCAUAAAUGUCAAGACUUUUCCAGUCUUAUACCUGGCCCUACUUCUAGAUUUCCCAGGGUUGACCGGUUGAGGACCUCAUUGCAUUGAG
Molecule: messenger RNA, 1118 nt
Organism: Cuscuta epithymum
Lineage: Eukaryota; Viridiplantae; Streptophyta; Magnoliopsida; Solanales; Convolvulaceae
Source: the annotation of a GenBank genome assembly